AAGUACACUAUUCUAAACACAAGUAAGACAAUAUUUGUAAUAAUCAUGAGAGUAAUCACUCACAUCAUUCACAAUUGAAAUAAACUUCAAUUUCUCUACUAUCAUCAUUGAAUGAAUAUUCCAUUGAACGAACCAUCGUAGCUUUCAAACUGUUAGUCAUGUAUUAUGUCAUACCUAUGUACAUAACAUUUACACAUACUCUUGUCAACGUUACCAUAUGAGAAUUGAACUUCAGUAUAUCCAUCUAUUAAUCUAGGACUAAAUGAGGAUUAUUACUUCAAUAUGAUGGAUGAGACUAAUUCUUUAGAGUUGAUUUACUGUCAGGAUGUGGAUUUCGGCUUUUCAUCAAGUACUCACAUCAGUUAACAUGUGAAGACGUUAUUGAGACAAGUGGAUGUCUGAAUUCCAAGCUAAAAUCCAAGACCCGUUAUCCUAAAUUUGAUUGAUUCGUCCACAGGUUAUUAUGUUGAUGUUUAUGUGAUUUCAGGAAAUAUGUUUAUUCUUCAUAGGUACUUCGCUUUUUCAUCGAACACUCUCUGUUAUCAUUCUCGUUUCUUCUAUUUAAUCUCCUUGAUUUUCUGCCGCUAUACACUUCACUUUCAAAUAAUGAUACAUACUACAUCGACAUCAGUAUCGUACACCACAGUCAUCCUCACCCCAUUAAAAUAAUUUAAUUAUAACCUCCUGCGUUCUCAUUCAUUACAGUAUAUUUAGUCAUGCAUCGAAUUUGUGAUGAAACUUUCAUAUGAUAAUUUAUUGUUUAUUCUAGGAAACAACUUUGGAAGUAAUGCUUGUCAUGAUUGAAAAUUUUGAAUGGAAUUCCAUUGAUGAAGUCAACAUGGUAGAUCAGAUGGAACAUCCUAAUCGUUUACUGGUUGUAUCGACAUACACUAAAUUAGUGCUUAUACUUGUUGCAAUACAAAUAUCGGUAACAUUGUUUGUUUUAAUGAUACUGUCAAUACUUAGGAUAAAAUUUCCAUAUGGCGAGCGAUUAAAAUCAUCAAUUAUUUCUGGUUUGUUCCUUUUGAUUGCACUUGUGGUAUUCUUUUUGAUUGCCUUCGUGAAGAAAAUAGAUGACAAUUAUCUACUAAAUCUCGCACUUGUAAUUGUUUACUCUAUCUGCAUGGCGACAGCAUUAGGAGUUUUGACUACACAGCUAAAUCCUCAAGUCAAACUUGCAGUCUUUGGAAUCAGUUUGGUGUUAUUCGCAUGUGCAUUACUGUUUGGUGCAGCGAUUAAAACAAAUUUAUUUGAUCACCCGAUGAGUAUUCUAAUAUUCCUUUUGGUUAUAUCCGUUGUAAUUGUGAUAGUAGCGGUUGUGCUUAGUGUUUUUAAUCAAUGCAAGUAUUAUACGAUCGGUGUUUACAUAGGUGCACAAAUACUAUUGUUCAUUAUAACGGUAUUUAUAAGUUAUGUAACUGUUGGCAAAUCAAGGAAUCUUCUCUUUUAUCCAAAUUAUUCACUGGCAGCCAUAUUAUUGUAUGUCAUGUUCUUUUCAAUUUUAUUAAUCAAUGCGAAUAUAAAAAUGACAUUAACAAGACUGAAAGUUGUAUAUUCCAAUUCCAGUUCCAAAUUAACAUGAACAUUACAUUAAUAUUGGAUAGAAAUCACAAAGUCUGUUUCUCGAUUGUUUGUUUGUUUGAAAUUUCUUUGCUAUUCCUUUGAAGUUGAACUCUGGACUGAUGGGAACCUUUAUGGUUUUGCUGUUAUUGUUAUUUAAGUAUCGAUUCAAUUAAAAAUGUGUUUGUGUGUGUGUAAACUGACUACAUGCCUGUAUUUUGUUCUAAAGUUACGUAUAAUAUGAUGAUUUUGAAAAUA
Schistosoma bovis is the source of this 1818-nucleotide messenger RNA. Lineage: Eukaryota; Metazoa; Platyhelminthes; Trematoda; Strigeidida; Schistosomatidae. The record is from the annotation of a GenBank genome assembly.